UUGACCUGGCUGAAGAGGGCUUACCUAUAUGUGUCAAAGUUAAACUGUGGGGAAACAUACCACAUAAUAUCCUGGCUCGCUCCUGACCUGGCACUGAAGCCAAACUCCUGGAUUUGGAUACAAAAAGAACCGGGUAUGUCCAGCACACUCCCAAUAUUCCUGACAGGGCUCUGCUUCCUGCUGCUCAAACCCACCUGCUGCAGUGGCAGCAGCAUUCUGGUGGUGCCCGUUGACGGCAGCCAUUGGAUCAACAUGGAGGUGAUUCUGCGAGAGCUGCACUCCAGAGGCCACAACAUCACUGUGCUGCGCUCCGCCCACAGCUGGUACAUUCCCAGUAACUCUUCCUUUUAUACUGCUAUUAACGUGAGCAUGCUGGAGGAUGAGACAAACAAGGACUUCUACAAUGACAUGCUACGAAAUGUUGCGGAGUGCCGCAGGUCGCUGACGUUCAUACGCAGCUUCUGCCAGCAGCACUUGCUCACAUCCAUGUUGGCAAAUGGCCAUAAGAUCCUUGCCAGAUCAGCUGCUACGAUGUUAGAUGACAAUGUUUUCAUGAAGAAGCUGCAGGACAGCAAGUUUGACUUAAUGUUAACGGACCCUGCUCUGACUUUAGGAGUCAUUCUGGGUAGUUACCUCAAGUUGCCGAUGGUUUUUAAUGUGCGCUGGAUUAAUAACGGAGAAGGCCACUUUGCCGUUGCUCCCUCUCCAGUCUCCUAUGUCCCUGUGUCAGGAAGUGAACUUCAUGAUCAGAUGGACUUUCAGGAAAGGACCAAGAAUAUGUUGCAUUAUCUCUAUAGUGUUGUUGAACAGGACUUUAUCAUCAACCCUAUGUACUCAGAUCUGCUCCAGCGCCACUUCCCUCCUGGAACCGACUUGCUGUCUUUGGAGCGUUCAGCUGACAUCUGGCUGUUGAGGGCAGAUUUUGUCUUUGAGUUCCCUCGUCCUACCAUGCCCAAUGUGGUCUACAUUGGGGGCUUCCAGUGCAAAAUGUCCAGACCCCUCCCUGCUGAGCUGGAGGCAUUCAUGCAGAGCUCGGGGGAGCAUGGGGUGGUUGUCAUGUCUUUGGGUACGAUCGUGUCAGCCCUGCCUCGUGAUACCACAGAGGCCAUGGCUGCUGCUUUUGCUCAGCUCCCUCAGAAGGUGGUGUGGAGGUUUUCGGGAAAAGAGCCUUCAUCCCUGGGCAACAACACCCUGCUGGUGAAGUGGCUGCCUCAGAACGAUAUCCUGGGACACCCCAAAACUCGCGCCUUCGUGGCCCACGGAGGCACCAACGGCAUGUAUGAGGCCAUCUACCAUGGUGUUCCUGUUCUUGGCCUGCCGCUCCUCUUUGACCAGUUUGACAACGUACUACGGCUGAAGGUUCGUGGAGCAGCUCGUGUGGUCGAGGUCAAAUCACUCACCAAAGAAAACUUCCUUGAGGCUCUAAAGGACAUCCUGGAGACUCCCUCAUAUCGAAACAACAUCAAGCAUCUCUCCGAGUUACACCGCGACCGGCCAAUGUCUCCUAUGGACACCGCUAUCUUUUGGAUUGAAUACGUCAUUAGGAACAAAGGAGCAGCCCAUCUGCAGCCAGCAAGUUUUAGUCUGCCGUGGUAUUCCUACUUUUGCCUGGAUGUGGCUGUUUUAAUCAUGGCCCUCGUUGGAGCCCUUGUCUGGGCUUCAGUCUUGGUCUGUAGGGUUCUCUGCUGCCGGAGGUUCAGGAGCAAGAUAAAAGCAGAGUGAUUCAUUCAAACAUAACUCAAGCAUCCACAAAUAGUUAAACUGCAGCUGACACAUUUUAGCUUAAUAGUUUAAAGAUGUUUUCAGAAAAUAAAGAUAUUCAAGUGUA
Messenger RNA from Scophthalmus maximus (turbot), 1828 nucleotides. It is a transcript of the gene ugt5g1, whose product is annotated as UDP glucuronosyltransferase 5 family, polypeptide G1. The transcript has 2 exons. Bases 136 to 1722 code for a protein of 528 amino acids. Gene Ontology annotation, molecular function: UDP-glycosyltransferase activity. The record is from RefSeq and is a predicted model, not a curated record. Lineage: Eukaryota; Metazoa; Chordata; Actinopteri; Pleuronectiformes; Scophthalmidae.